AUGUCGGCCCUCCGCUCCGCCUUCUCCGCGGCCCGCGCCGCCACCCGCCGCAAUGUCUCGACCUCGGCCGUCGUCCGGUCAGACGCCAUCAUGAUGGACUCGAAGCACAACAACGCCUCGAUCCGCUUCGAGUGGACGCCGGAGAGCCUCGAGCAGAUCAAGACGGUCGUCGCCCGCUACCCUCCCCAGUACAAGAAGGCUGCGGUCAUGCCCGUGCUCGACAUUGCGCAGCGCCAGAACGGCGGCUGGGUCUCGCUCUCGGCCAUGAACGAGGUCGCGCGUACCCUCGAGAUGCCCCCUAUGCGUGUUUACGAGGUCGCCUCGUUCUACACCAUGUACAACCGUGAGCCCGUUGCGCCCAACUUUGUCCAGCUCUGCACCACCACCCCCUGCCAGCUCGGAGGAUGCGGCUCGAACAAGAUCCUCGAGGCUAUUGAGAAGCACCUCGGCGUCACCCCUGGCCACACCACCCCCGACGGCAAGUUCACCUUCAUCGAGGUCGAGUGCCUCGGCGCUUGCUCCAACGCCCCUAUGAUGCAGAUCAACGACGACUACUACGAGGACCUCACCCCCGAGACGGCCGUCAAGGUCCUCGAGGCGCUCGGCAGGGGCGAGAAGCCCAAGGCCGGCCCCCAGUCCGGAAGGCAUACCUCGGAGAACUCGGCCGGCCUCACGACGCUCACGACUCCCCCGUACGGCCCCGGCGACUUCUGCCAGCCCGAGUUCAAGUAG
Molecule: messenger RNA, 732 nt
Organism: Trichosporon asahii var. asahii CBS 2479
Lineage: Eukaryota; Fungi; Basidiomycota; Tremellomycetes; Trichosporonales; Trichosporonaceae
Exons: 4
Coding region: 1-732 (243 amino acids)
Molecular function (GO): NADH dehydrogenase activity
Source: RefSeq, a predicted model, not a curated record